AUGACUGCCGGGUCCGAGGAGCGACGAGGCGGCCGAAGUCGCCAGGACCACAGCCGCAAUAGCAAGGCAACCACCAAGUUUGGCGACUUUAUCCUUGGAAACACCAUUGGCGAGGGAGAGUUUGGCAAGGUCAAGCUUGGAUGGAAGCAGGAUAGCAACGUGCAGGUUGCCAUCAAGCUCAUCAAGAGAGACACCGUUGGCCACAACCCGUCGCGGUUGGCCAAGAUCAAGCGCGAAGUCACCAUUCUCCGCGGCAUCCACCACCCGAACAUUGUGCGAUUGAUAGACAUGGUUGAGACUGAUAGAUACAUUGGCAUUAUCCUCGAAUACGCAUCGGGAGGCGAGCUUUUCGACUACAUCUUGAACCAUCGGUAUCUGAAGGACAACUCGGCGCGCCGACUCUUUGCCCAGCUGGUCUCCGGAGUGGGCUACCUUCACAAGAAGGGCAUCGUCCAUCGCGAUCUCAAGCUGGAAAACUUGCUCCUCGAUCGAAACCGCAACAUCAUCAUCACGGACUUUGGCUUUGCUAACACCUUUGACCCCCGUGACGAGUUGACGGAGGAAGAGGAGCUCAACCUGUCGGAUCGCGAGUACGUGAAGCGGCUUGGCAUCGACAAAGUCAAGCCCAAUGGUAUGCGCAAGGGUGACUUGAUGCAGACCAGCUGCGGCAGCCCAUGCUAUGCUGCGCCAGAACUCGUGGUUAGCGACUCGCUGUAUACUGGCAGAAAGGUUGAUGUGUGGAGCUGUGGUGUCAUUUUGUACGCCAUGCUGGCCGGCUAUCUGCCCUUCGACGACGACCCUGCCAACCCGGAAGGCGAUAAUAUCAACCUUCUGUACAAGUACAUCGUCACCACGCCUCUGACCUUCCCCGAAUACGUGACGCCGCAUGCUCGAGAUCUCCUACGACGAAUCCUCGUGCCGAACCCGAGAAAGCGAGCGGACUUGUUCGAGGUUGCUCGCCACAGCUGGCUGAGCGAGUAUGCCCACGUCGUCGAGUUCAUCACGAGCUCGACGACAUCACCCUCAGAGGUCCAGAGUGUCAGCGCGGCGGGCUCGGACUAUGCCGAGGCUCCCAUGGUUACGAGGAGCGCCUCCGUCCGCGAAGCGCCCAAGCAAAAAUCUCCCCAACCCGCCGUCGUUGGUGGUCUGGCCAAGACGCACGGCAAGAUCGAUUCGCCUCCCGAAACUACCCAGCGCACGUCCAAGGACGCCAAGCGUCGUACUGUCCAGGUCGAAUAUGUCGCGCCCGUCACACAGACGCAACGCGGUGCCACCGAGCCAGAAGUGUCCAGACAUCAGGCCCAGACAACGUCGCGGCAUCAUCACGAGUCGGCCCAGGAAGAAUUGUCGCUGGACGACAGGCACAUGGCACGACCGCAGUCAAAGAGAGGGCCGCCACCCGGGGCGCAAACGAGUGGAAUCCCUCAGCCGCCGCUCUCCUCGCGGGACGCUCGCUCGGCUGCCGACAACACAUACAACAUGGGCGUUCCCGCAGCAAACGCUCGUCCACGCACCGGCAACUCUAUGCAGUCUGCCACUUCUCUCGGCUUGCAGUCCGGAGGCAACUAUGGUCAACCAGUGCCUCCUGCCAUUGCUGACACCAAUGUUCAGGGCCGUAUUCAGCAGCCUGCCGGCGCUGGCAACGAUGAUGAGGAGCUAGGGCGAACCAGCACCAACGUGCCCCCCAAGUUUGCGCGGAUGUCAGGCUUCCAUGAGCCUAAGAGCAGUGAUGGCAAGGGACACAAGAGGUCCAAUACGAUAGGAGACAUUGGCUCCAAGCUCCUGGGCCGCAGCGGGUCCGUGUUCGGGCGCAAGGCAAAGAAGUCGGACCAGCCGGCCGAAAAGGCCAAGAAAUACCCUCCCAUCAGCAUGGCCAACACUGGCAUGGCUGCGGGAGAAGAGCCUCGGUCGCGGCCCUCGAUAGACUCGAAGGCAUCCCGCCGAUCCUUUACUCUCGGCCUCGGAAAGAAGGCGAGCGGAAGCAUCAAUGGCUCUCAGGAUUCCAUCGACAAAAAGGAGCGCCGACGCUUCUCCCUUCUCCCCGCGUCCUUUUCCCUCAAGUCCUUUGGCAAUUCCAAGGAUCUCGGAAGCGCCCCCCCUUCUUCGCAAGACUUGCCCAUCCAAAAUCCUCGCACUGCUGACCUUGGACGGAUCGUGACGACCCACGGAGGUAGCACACCCUUCUUCGACAACGCCUACGAUGGCCAGCAGCCAGAUACGGCCAUGCCGCCCAAUCAGAACCAAAAUCCUAACCUAGCACCGGCAGACGCUGCCAGACGACCGAAUGCAGUCCCCCAGUAUCUUCAGCAGGGUACACACCUCAACAGUGGAUCCGAGACGUCGGUUGACAUGCGCCAGCCUUCCGCGGGAGCUCGACAGGGGCCCUAUCAGUACGGAUAUACCCAAUCCGAAGGCUUCGACGGGCGAGGAAUUGGUACUGGCCGUGGAGUGUUACAAAAGAGCCACAAGCGGUUCACGGAUGCUUACGACCAGGGAGACUACCGAGGCCACGAGGGAAGCAGUGGAGCUGCCAAGCGCGUCAUGGACUUUUUCAGGAGACGAGGCAAAGCCAGGGGCGGCGAUGAGCGAUAA
Molecule: messenger RNA, 2592 nt
Organism: Trichoderma reesei QM6a
Lineage: Eukaryota; Fungi; Ascomycota; Sordariomycetes; Hypocreales; Hypocreaceae
Product: serine/threonine protein kinase
Exons: 3
Coding region: 1-2592 (863 amino acids)
Biological process (GO): protein phosphorylation; microtubule cytoskeleton organization; intracellular signal transduction
Cellular component (GO): cytoplasm
Molecular function (GO): ATP binding; protein serine/threonine kinase activity; tau-protein kinase activity
Source: RefSeq, a predicted model, not a curated record